Molecule: messenger RNA, 3992 nt
Organism: Lethenteron reissneri (Far Eastern brook lamprey)
Lineage: Eukaryota; Metazoa; Chordata; Hyperoartia; Petromyzontiformes; Petromyzontidae
Gene: PAF1
Product: PAF1 homolog, Paf1/RNA polymerase II complex component
Biological process (GO): transcription elongation by RNA polymerase II
Cellular component (GO): Cdc73/Paf1 complex
Molecular function (GO): chromatin binding; RNA polymerase II complex binding
Source: RefSeq, a predicted model, not a curated record
AUCCGUGUUGCUUGCGGUCCCACGUGACCCCACCUUCACAGCCAGCAAUGGCGCCGACCAUCCAGAGUGCACAGAGAGACGCGGAGUCCAGUAGGUCGAGUUCACACAGAGGAACUCCAGAGAGGUCCGGGUUGGUAUGCCGAGUCAAAUACUGCAACACCCUUCCCGACAUCCCUUUUGACCCCAAGUUCAUCACCUACCCAUUCGAGGCGAACAGGUUCGUGCAGUACAAGGCGACGUCGCUGGAGAAGCAGCACAAGCAUGAGCUGCUCACAGAGCCUGACCUAGGGGUCACCAUCGACCUAAUCAACCCUGACACCUACAAGAUCGACCCCAAUGCGUACCUGGACCCAGCUGACGAGAAGCUUCUGGAGGAAGAGAUCGCAACACCACAGGGAUCGCGGAGGUCCCAGCAGCAUGCGAAGGUGGUGCCGUGGAUGAGGAAGACGGAGUACAUCUCCACCGAAUUCAACCGUUACGGCAUCAGCAACGAGAAGCCCGAGAUCAAAAUCGGCGUGUCCGUCAAGCAGCAGUUCACAGAGGACGACAUAUACAAGGAUCGCGACAGCCAGAUCUCCGCCAUCGAGAAGACCUUCGAAGACGCCAAGAAGGAGAUCGAGGCGCAUUACAGCAAGCCGCGGGUCGUCCCUGUGGAGGUCAUGCCAGUCUUCCCGGAUUUCAAGAUGUGGAUCAACCCGUGCGCUCAGGUCAUCUUCGACUCGGACCCGGCACCUAAGGACAUGCCCGGGACGACGGCCGUGGAAACGAUGUCGCAGGCCAUGAUCAGGGGCAUGAUGGACGAGGAGGGAAACCAGUUUGUGGCGUAUUUCCUGCCGUCGGAAGACACGAUGCGCAAACGCAAGCGCGACUUGGACGAGGAGCUGGACUUCAUGGCCGAAGAGGAUUACGAGUACCGCAUGGCGCGCGAGUACAACUGGAACGUGAAGAACAAGGCGAGCAAGGGCUACGAGGAGAACUACUUCUUCAUCUUCCGGGAGGGCGACGGCGUCUACUACAACGAGCUCGAGACCAGAGUGCGGCUGAGCAAGCGGAGGGCGAAGGCCGGGCAGAGCGCGCAGACGAGCGCCAACACGGUGCUCGGCGUGAGGCACCGGCACAUGAACGAGAAGGAGCUCGAGGCACAGGAGGCGCGCAAAGCGCAGCUGGAGAACCACGAGCCGGAGGAGGACGAGGAGGAAAUCGAGCCCGACAAGGAGAAUCGCGAAUCAGGCGCGGAGGAUCGCGCUAGCGGCGACGAGAAAUCUGACAGCGACCGCGAGGAUGACGCGGAGGAGGGGGCCACAGCGGGCAGGGGGACGCCCCCCGCGGGGGGCAGGAAGGGCGAGGAGGAGGAAGGGGGGCGGGCGAGGAGCAGGAGCAGCAGCAGCAGCAGCAGCAGCGAGAGCGGAGACGACCGGCAAGCGAGGGAGGCGCGAGACGAGGAGGAGAUCUUCGGCAGCGGCAUCGACGACAGCGACAGCGACGAAGGGGCUGAGAGCGGACAAGGGAGCGACAGCGACGGAGGAGCCGGCGGCGACACUCGGAGGAGCGGCGGCGGCGGAGCGAACAACAACAGCGGUGGCGGUGGCGGCGGGAGCAGCAGCAGCAGCGGGAGUAGCAGCAGCAGCAGCAGCGAGGCGGGGUCGGACGCCAGCGAAGCAAGCGACGACGACAACUAAGGGCAGCUCGGCAAUCCUCAUCGUCGUCGUCACGAAGAGGCCGCCGUCUUCCGCAGGUUGAUGGCGAGAGUCCCCUGGCGUGCCGAGCCGCACCCUGGCAGUGCAGUCGCACCGCCUGCACACCUCGCCCGACAGCGCACCGUUCCUUCCGCCCGUCAGCCUGGACGUUACCACCCGGGGUGGCGCAACUUUCGCGGUGCCGCUUUCAUUCUGCGUGGAAACGGUAACGGCGAAUUGUGUGCGAUAACCACUGGAAAUGAGUGGGCGUUGGAGUAAUAAAUGGGUACCACUAGCGCUUUGUUAACUUGGUGUUGGUACCGAUUUCUGCUCUGGCUCGGUGGACUAUUGUUGAUUUGCUUCGCCAUGGAGCGUAGCUGCGAUGCCCAACGCAGCCCAUGUUAGAACACGCUAGGAUCACGGCGGCACGUGCGUUCCAUCUACAGCGCGUGUCAGAAUAGGGGGGGAGGAAAGCCCAUCACAAUCGUUGCAGGGUGGUUUCUAGUUCACCAUUUUUGAAGUCUAUUGAGGGUAGCUGUUGUUCCGAAGAAAACCUGUCCGACUCGCGAACUGGAUUAAAAUUCACUUGCAGCCCCCUUCGUGCGAUCUGCUUCUGGAUAGAGGGGGGGGGGGCCCCCUCUCGAUGCCACGCGAGUCAUUAAGGCGUUGUUUGACCGUGCUUUGGCAAAGUACGUUCCGUGGCCAAUCCAUCGAUCUUGAUUGCAGCUAUUCGAAACAGAACUGUUAACAAAAACCAUCUAAUCACCACGCAGGUGGUGGUGGCCAUUAACCAGAAACCACUGCGUUUUGGGAGAAUAAAAACAAAACACCUCUAACCUACUGCAAAUGAAAACGGAGGCAGUUGAGAUUCGAAAAAGUUUAGCUACGUCUCCUGUCUGAACGUGAACGUAGUCAUGGUGGUCAUCGUUGGUUCAAUUUCAAAAGUCUAGGGCCAGACCCCCGCGCAUGUUGAUAAACAGAUUAAAUGUGCAGCGCAUCGGCCAUGUUCGAUCCACUGCAUCUGACCUGCACAAGCAGAUUGACGCUCCAUCUCCUCGUCAGGAGUGCUUCCAGAAACGCUCCAUUCCUCGGCUGGCCGCUCCCAUUAUUCUUAACCAUAGCCUCCAAGAAGAGUUGGGGAGGCCUUCAUCCAAGUGGAUAAAGCGUGGCUGAUAAAUAACAAAAAACUGCAUUAAUUUGGACCCCAUUCACUAUUGAAUCAAUAACUAUUCGUCACCACUGUGAAAACAACCACCAAUCGCAUCCAUUGACGUCUACGCUAAUUAAGUGAACGCCACACUCAAUUUGGGGCAACACCAAAGCAAGAAAUCACCCGCCCCCCCCCCACUGGCAGACUGCUGCACAGUCACCUCGUGCUGCACAGGGACAGCUGCCACCUCUGGGGGGGGGGGGGUGCCCCUUUGCCCCCCCGCACGUUGAGCUGCCGCCACGUCAUGCUCCGAGGGUGUUUGGGAAAAUGCUUAAUUAGAAACAAAAUCGGUUAUUAUUUCAGGAGAUUGAGUCUAACCAUCACCGGUCAGAGGCCAAUGCAGUUGCCACCAUACUUUCACAGGUCGUGAAAGCAUUGAAUGAUGGAAAAACCAAAGGCUUUACCCCUUUUCAGCAGAAACAGGGAGGCGUUUAGAUGUUCCAACCCACCAAGGGAGACCUGUCACAAGGCACCGAGUGUGCAUUAACCACGUGCAUUUGGUAAACCGUGCAAAGAAAUAUGCGUUGACAAUGCACGGUCCUUGAAACAGGUAUGGCCUGGACCAGCGUCUUAUUUUAUGAGCUGGUCGAAGUACUACCGACCAAAGGACACCAAGAGGCAAACACACAAAGCAACCACCAAAGCCUUACUAGUUGGGGUUAAGCAGUUCUAUGUAGGUCUUGAUACUGUCUUAAAGGGCCCCAUAUCCUUAAAAUUGUUCACCUUCAUUAGGUCUAUAACACCCAGAGCAAGGAUCGGUGCAGAGAAACCUCAAAGGUUUCCCGCACCUCCGAUUAGCACGGUGUGCUACGUACGGGCUCGGGGUUCCAGUUGACCUGUUGCACAGGCGGGUCGCUUGCUCACUCAGCGUGUGUUGGCGCCAUCACGAGUGGACGUGACCUAAACCAGCCGUGUGCUUGGCAAGGAGCAGAGAGGCGUGUAAAAAUAUGUUGAUAUUACUUUACGCAAAGUCAACGACUUAGUGGGCGAGUGAUUGCUAGGACUCUUUUUUUAUGUAGAGUUGACCAUUCAAGUUUCUCGUGUAUACCAAGCCUGUCUAUAUUUUUAACUUGUGCCGAGAGUUUAAUAAAAAUUGUUUUAAGCCA